UGCCCUAAAGCAUCAUGGGAGGAGUGGCCCUGGAUGUUGGUGGAGAGGGGGUGAAAGCCCCAGACGGAGGGUGGGGCUGGGCGGUGCUGGCCGGCUGCUUCGUCAUCACCGGCUUCUCCUACGCCUUCCCCAAGGCGGUGAGCGUCUUCUUCAAGGAGCUGAUCAGGGAGUUCGGAGUGGGCUACAGCGACACGGCCUGGAUCUCCUCCAUCCUGCUGGCCAUGCUGUACGGCUCCGGUCCUCUGUGCAGCGUGCUGGUGAAUCGCUUCGGCUGCCGUCCGGUCAUGAUGGUGGGUGGCCUGUUUGCCUCCCUGGGAAUGAUCCUGGCCUCCUUCGCCACCAGCGUCCUCCAUAUCUACCUCACCACCGGGGUCAUUACAGGUCUGGGCCUGGCGCUGAACUUCCAGCCGUCUCUAAUAAUGCUGAACCGGUACUUCAGUGAGAAGCGUCCCCUGGCUAACGGCCUGUCGGCGGCCGGCAGCCCCGUGGCCCUGUGCUGCCUGUCCCCUCUGGGCCAGCUCCUGCAGUACCAGUACGGGUGGAGGGGGGGCUUCCUCAUCUUGGGGGGUCUUCUGCUCAACUGCUGUGUGUGUGCAGCCCUCAUGAAGCCUCUGGCGGCACCCAGGUCCCCCAACCCCAAACCCCAGGAGGACCAGAAGAGGCCCAAAGCCAAACUGUUGGACUUCUCGGUGUUCAGAGACUGUGGCUUCCUCAUCUACACGGUGGCGGCGUCCAUCAUGGUCCUGGGUCUUUUCGUGCCGCCAGUGUUCGUGGUGAGUUACGCCAAAGAGCUGGGAAACGAGGACACCAAGUCCGCUCUGCUGCUCACCAUCCUGGGCUUCAUCGACAUCUUCGCCCGCCCUCUGUGCGGCGUGAUCGCCGGGCUGCAGUGGGUCCGCCCCCGCUGCGUCUACCUCUUCAGCUUCGCCAUGAUCUUCAACGGGACCACUGACCUGAUCGGCUCACAGGCGAACGACUACUCCAGCCUGGUGGUCUUCUGCAUCUUCUUCGGCAUCUCAUACGGCAUGGUGGGCGCUCUGCAGUUCGAGGUCCUGAUGGCCAUAGUCGGUACCGAGAAGUUCUCCAGUGCCAUCGGACUGGUCCUGCUCAUGGAAGCCAUCGCUGUGCUGGUGGGACCGCCUGGUGCAGGCCGCCUGCUGGACGCCACCAAGAACUACAUGUUUGUGUUCCUGCUGGCGGGAGUGGAGGUGGUUCUGUCUGCUGUGGUUCUCGCCACCUGCAACUUCCUGUGCAUCAAGAAGGAUCCUGCAGACAAGCUGGAGAGCAUCGCCGUGACGGACGACACCAAGGUGGAGGCUGGCAGCAGGUCCGAGGAGCUGAAUACUGACCGCGAGCAGGGGGAGGAGCCAGGGGAAGUCCAGGACCUGGACCAGGACCAGGACCAGGACCAGGACCAAGACACGGCGAAGCCUCAGAGUUUGACCGUGGACUCACAGGAUGUGGAAAGAUUCCUGAAAGAACCACAGCAGAGCGACGACAUGGCCAACAGUCCAGAAACCAGCCUGUGAACUCAUUA
This is a messenger RNA of Salarias fasciatus (jewelled blenny), 1537 nucleotides long. RefSeq names its product solute carrier family 16 member 3a (gene slc16a3a). Gene Ontology annotation, biological process: monocarboxylic acid transport; transmembrane transport. Gene Ontology annotation, cellular component: basolateral plasma membrane. Bases 15 to 1529 code for a protein of 504 amino acids. NCBI's taxonomy places the organism in Eukaryota, Metazoa, Chordata, Actinopteri, Blenniiformes, Blenniidae. The record is from RefSeq and is a predicted model, not a curated record. The transcript has 5 exons. Gene Ontology annotation, molecular function: lactate:proton symporter activity.